AUGGGCGAACUUACUCAUGCCUAUAAUCCCCAAUCUGACUGUGAAGGUUUAAAACAAACCUACGUUUCAAAUUGGCUUUAUAGUGAAAAGAAGAUCAGAUUGUGCAGCAAAUGGUGGGAAAAAUCUCUAAGAGCCUUCAGGUGUGCAAGAACAAGGUUAGACAAAGAGGAAGACAAGGAGAUGGACCAGAACUUGCAACAGCAACCACUGCCAAGAAGUAUUGCAGAGUACAAAAACCAUCCACUGUAUGCACUACAAAGGCAUCUUUUAAAAUUUGAAGCAAUUUAUCCACCUGAUGAAACUCCUGUUGGCUUUAUCAAGGGUGAGCCUGUGUUUCCCCGUGACAGUGUAUACACUCUUUAUUCUCGAGACACUUGGAUAAAAGAAGCCAAAACAGUACGGGUGGAUGAAGAGCCUUACAAAAUUGUCAAGGCCAGACCUAAAUGGGAUAAGAAUACCUGCCAAGUAGUGAAAGACAGACCUUUGGAAUUGUUUGGUGAUUGGCAAGUAGAAGACUAUGAGCCACCUGUGGCAAAGGAUGGAAAAGUGCCUCGCAGUGAAUAUGGCAGUGUCGAGUUGUUUAAGCCACGCAUGUUGCCAAGAGGUUGUGUUCACAUUCCAAUCAGUGGGUUAAAUCGCAUUGCUCGGAAGCUCAAUAUUGACUGUGCCCCUGCAAUGAUUGGAUUUGAUUACCAUUCUGGUUGGUCGCAUCCUGUUUAUGAUGGAUUUGUUGUCUGUGAGGAGUUCAAGGAUACCCUAAUCGAUGCAUGGAAUGAGGAUCAAGCAGAACAAGCUAGAAAGGCAGAGGAGAAGAGGAUAAAGAGAAUUUAUGAUAACUGGAAGAAGUUGAUUCAAGGUAUGUUGAUUAAGGAACGUGUUAGGGAGAAGUAUGGAAGCUCCUCACCAACUGAGGUUGCUAGUACCAGUGCAGGUGCAGGCAAGAGGAAAAUCAAACAGGAAGAUAUAGAUGCAGCAAGACCUCCACUCAUCACACAUCAUGUGAAGAACAUGAAGAUUGAUUGGUGUUCAAACGUUGUUGAGAUGGCUAAAAAAAGUAAGAAAAGAACAGUCCGACCAAGAAAGCCUGCAAAGAAGAAGGAUCCAGUUACAGAGAAAAAAGAGUUACAAGCAUCUCAGGAAAACCAAUCAACAGCUUUGAGUAUCAGCUUGGAAGCUGACAGUGAUAGUGAGACAGAUGAGGAAGAGAAAAAAGCAAAAAUCCGAGCAAUAUUGGACUGGGGCACAAAAGUUGUGGAAGCAAAUCCUGAUCUAAGUGAUGAUAGUGAAAAUGAGGGAGAGAAAAAGUCUUCUUCUACCUUCUUGUCAUCAGAUACCCAUCCAUUUUAUGACUCGGUUAUAAAACCCAUGAAAGAUAAUGUAAAGAAGAGGCAGCAGAAAGUGAAUGUUAAAGGAAGGAGGAAAAGUCUUGAUGAACUGGAAGAAGGGAUAUCAAGUGCUUCAACCAGUCGCUCCACAAGUCCAGAGCCAGAUAUUAAGGACACCAAAGACAAAUGCAGCAGAAGGGCUUCCAGGAGAUCUCACUUGCAAAAAAAGGUAACAUAUAAAGAAAGUGAAGAAGAGAGUAAUGAGGAUAUAUCUCUAGAUGAAAGUGAUUCUGGGGAUCACUUGUAUGAGCCUUUGAAAAGUAAAUAAGAAUCAUUUCCUUGAUAUUUUUGUAGUGUUGUGUCUAUGAAAUUAUUUAAAUCUUAUUUUGUCUACUUUUGUUAUAUUUAUACCAUUUACCAUGUUACUGAUUUACCUCAUCAGAUGUUUGACUUUUUGUAUACUUUUUGAAUGUAAUAAAAAAAAUGCGAAGUGCAUAUCACGAAUUGUUAGUGAUGCAAAGUUAUCUUUUAUAAUAAACGACAUGUUUUUUUUUGUAUGUACCAGAUUUCACUACUGAUGGCAGCUGAGUUAAUGAUAAUGUUUAAGAUAAUUUUAGUUAGUACAAGUGUAUAUACUUAGAUAAUGAGGAUAAAGAAAGAAUAAAAUUGAAAAAGGAUUAUUUGUAUUAAGUACAUGAUUUUCUUAUAAAGAUUUUAUGAAACUUUAAUGGACAGAAUAAUAAAUUUACCCUGGCAAUUUCCAGUUAAAGUUUGUCUGGAGACAGAAAGUAAUACAAAAUCCAGGUAAUUGUAGAUAUGAUAAAUAUGUUGAAGAAAAUGGUCCUCCUUCCUCUGAAGUAGGUUUUCCCUGUAGCAAAAUUUAUGGAUACAGUAUAUAACAUGAUAACUUUCAUUAACUAAAUAGUUUUUGUUCCAGGUUUAGUGGCAUUGGAUUUAUAUAUAUUUCAUCACUAUUCUUUUGUUAGUUCAGGGAAUGUAGAAAUGUAUGAUUCUCAACCAUGAUCAGCAUGUAUUCCUUUAUUUUAAUCUUAAUAUUUUUUGGCUCUAAAGAUGAUUUUGUUCUAGGGAGCAUAUACUCUUUGUUUAUUUUUUAAAUAUUUGAUAAAUAUUUGUACUAAAGAUGAAUUCUUUUGA
Messenger RNA from Penaeus monodon (black tiger shrimp), 2480 nucleotides. RefSeq names its product DNA repair protein complementing XP-C cells homolog. The record is from RefSeq and is a predicted model, not a curated record. Gene Ontology annotation, molecular function: damaged DNA binding; single-stranded DNA binding. NCBI's taxonomy places the organism in Eukaryota, Metazoa, Arthropoda, Malacostraca, Decapoda, Penaeidae. Gene Ontology annotation, cellular component: cytoplasm; nucleotide-excision repair factor 2 complex; XPC complex. Gene Ontology annotation, biological process: nucleotide-excision repair; mismatch repair.